Molecule: messenger RNA, 771 nt
Organism: Caenorhabditis angaria
Lineage: Eukaryota; Metazoa; Nematoda; Chromadorea; Rhabditida; Rhabditidae
Source: the annotation of a GenBank genome assembly
AUGAAGAUUAUGAUGAUUGAAGAUUCGGCUCGAAAAAAUGCAGAGCAAAACGAAGGUGAAACUGCUGAAAAUGCUGCUGAAAUUGUGAGUUUUAUUGAUUUUUUGAGCCUAAAAAAGCCUAGAUUUCCAGGCUGAAAUCUGGAUUUUUAGAGUCUAAAUAAGCCUAGGUUCAAUCCUGAAUUUCUGAAUUUUUUUGAGCCUAUGAAAGCCCAGAUUUUUGGGGUGAUAGGUCUAGCAUUUCAGCUUGAAAAUCUGAUAUUUUUGAGCCUAAAUAAGCCCAGAUUUUAAAUCUAAAAACCCCGAUUUUCAGAGUUACCGUACCUAAAAAUUUAUCGAUUUUUCCAGGACCCAAAAAUCAACAGAAUCCGAAAAUUAAGAAAAAAAUUCCUCAUCUUCUUCAUGCUUCUUCACAUCGUCUUCUCAGCUACAGUAAUCUACAAAGAUGGCGCCAGCGAUUAUAACAUUUAUUGUUUGAUCUUCCAAAUUGUCAGCUUUCUCGCAGUGAUUUUCGAUUUUUGGGGGAUAAUGAUGCUUUUUUGCGUCAAACAAGCUGUUUGUAUUUUCUUGGAACUUCAUUUAAUCUUCAAAACACAUCUUCCAAUCGAUCCCAAACAUAUUAUAUGCACAAAUUUUUGGCUGAGAUGUCUUAUUCAAGUGUUGUUCGCAGUGUACUUUGACACGUUGCUCAAACAAACGAUUUAUGUAUAUCACAUGUGGUAUAAGAAUAAUAUUUGGAGAAAAAAAUCUGGAGAGGAUUUGAGUGUUGUUUGA